CCGCCUUGGAAAUUCCUUAUUUUUUUUUUCCACAAAUUUUCAAAGAAAUUCGCUCAGAUCCUCUCCUUCUUCCAAAUCGAUCUUCAAAUCAAUUGUCUGAAAAACAUGGGAUUGAAGCGACCUUUUGAUGCUGAAGAGAUGCAAGAAUGCAAUGCUAAGCACGCAAGACAACUUAGUUAUAGCUCUAAGCAGCUGAACCAAUUAGACGAGUCUAUUCCAUAUCAUGUUCCUCUGGAGAAAACAGGUGUCAUAGUAGAGGAUCUGAGUGGUCUCUGUGAGAAGAAGCCUACAUGGACCAACGAUGCAAGUCAUGUUGACAAGGAUUUCGAGACAUGUGCACCAUUCUCGUGGUUCUCAACCGGUUUGUGUCAAGAGGAUGCUCCGUCUGGAGGGACGACUCAGUCAUCUCUUUCUCAUCAGUCUUCUGGUUCAGAUUUCACCUGGAGGCCACUUUCCCCAGUGGAGGAUGUUUAUACUUGUCUGAUGAAUCAUGCUCCUAGGAAACAAGUUCCGGUUGGGUCUACUCACCAGGCUGAUAUCCCUGAAUGUGUCAAGGAAGCGACUCUUGAUCAGUCCAAGACUUGUGCUAACGGUGACUUGGAAGUAAAACUGACGGGAAAGUGCAUAAUUCCGAUGCCUGACUCAGACGUUUGUGGAACUGGUCAAGGAAGAAAGGAAUGUCUUUGCCCGGAUAAAGGCUCCGUUAGAUGCGUGCGGCGACACACCAUGGAAGCAAGAGAGAGCCUGAUCGAAACUAUUGGAUACGAAAGGUUUGUGGAGCUAGGGCUCUGUGAAAUGGGGGACGAAGUUACAAGCCUAUGGACUGAAGACGAAGAAGAUCUCUUUCAUAAAGUUGUGUACUCCAACCCUGUUUCACUGGGUCGCGAUUUCUGGAAGCAGUUAAAGGCAACGUUUCCUUCAAGAACCAUGAAGGAACUUGUUAGCUACUACUUCAACGUCUUCAUCUUGCGGAGACGGGCAAUUCAGAACCGGUUCAAAACCCUAGACGUUGAUAGUGACGACGACGAGUGGCAAGUAGAGUAUGACGUUUUUUACAGCGGCAAAUCUUUAGAUGAGGACGACAACAACAACGGAAAGAGUUCCUCACAUGAAGAUAACGAGGAGGAAGAUGAAGAAACCAACAGCAGUGAUGAUGAUGAUGAAGAAGAAUCACCAGUCAACGAUGCUCAUUGUGUAUAUAUGGAUAAGGUUUCAAGAGACGGUGCUGGUGAAGAGGUAAAUGUGGAAGACGAUUCGUGUAUGUCCUUCGAGCUACAGGACUCCAAUCUGAUCUUCUCUCACAGCCCAAUCGAAAACAGAGAGUGCCAUAGAUCUGGUGAUGAUUCGUAUUCAUUUGAUAAUGCUGCUUGUGAUCGGUGAUUCACAUCAGAUUGUUGGACCAAGAACAACGAUCUUCUUCCAACUUCGAACAUCAUUGACGAGAUAUUUGGUCAAGACGACUGGGGAGAGAAUGAUAAUGAAGCUGAUGAUGAUGAUAACUCGAAGGGGAAGUAAUUAGGUCUUUCUUCUCCGGUUUCUGCAGGUUUUUCUCUUUUAAUUUUCUAAGUGAAAUUAUUUAAAGAAGCAGAAGUUUGAAAGUUUCCUCCUUGGAAUUUUUUGGGGUUUUUAGGUUGAAGAAGAAGGGACUCCUGAUUGAUUUGACUUUGUUUAAAGCCAUUAAAUCCGAGGAACCCUUUUCUUUUAGUUUUUAAUACCUCAAGAUUAUUUAGUCAAUAAUCUUUGUAUAUUUUGCUGUAAAAAGAAAAAAAAAAAAUUGGGAAAGCUAUCCAAAUUUUUGUA
Messenger RNA from Eutrema salsugineum, 1800 nucleotides. RefSeq lists its product as uncharacterized. The transcript has 3 exons. NCBI's taxonomy places the organism in Eukaryota, Viridiplantae, Streptophyta, Magnoliopsida, Brassicales, Brassicaceae. The coding region runs from base 106 to 1380 and encodes 424 amino acids. The record is from RefSeq and is a predicted model, not a curated record.